This is a messenger RNA of Vicia faba (fava bean), 1473 nucleotides long. The record is from the annotation of a GenBank genome assembly. NCBI's taxonomy places the organism in Eukaryota, Viridiplantae, Streptophyta, Magnoliopsida, Fabales, Fabaceae.
AUGAAGACUCGUAUCAAUUCAAAUUGUCCCUUAUUAUGUUUUACUAUAUUGUUGUUGUUUUGGUCUCAUUUAGUUAUUUCUUACACGGUUGAGAUUUCUGAUUCCAAUAACUCCACCGUGCCUUCUAGUUCAACACCACUAAUUGAUGACAUUUCCACCAAACAAGACAAUGCCAAAACCGAUCGUCGCGAACAACAAGCGGUUUAUGAUAUCAUGAAGGCCACAGGCAACGAUUGGGCCACCGACAUUCCCGACGUUUGUCGCGGUCGGUGGCACGGUAUCGAAUGCAUGCCUGAUAAAAACAAUGUUUACCACAUUGUCUCCCUCUCCUUUGGUGCCCUCUCCGACGAUACCGCAUUUCCCACGUGUGAUCCCACACGUUCCACUAUCUCUCCCUCUAUCUUAAACCUCCCUCAUCUUAAGACUCUUUUCUUUUACCGUUGUUUUAGUUAUAAUCCUCAUCCUAUACCAUCCUUCUUGGGCCAAUUGGGCCCAUCAUUGCAAACACUUGUUCUAAGAGAAAAUGGACAUGUAGGCCCAAUUCCUAAUGAGUUGGGUAAUCUUACUCGUCUUAAGGUUCUUGAUCUUCAUAAAAAUAAUCUCAAUGGUUCGAUACCGGUUUCAUUGAACCGGCUAACCGGUUUAAGAUCAUUGGAUUUGAGUGUUAAUCGGUUCACUGGUUUCAUACCCGAUUUGACUUUACCAAAUUUAAAUGUAUUGGACCUGAACCAGAAUCGUCUAAUAGGCCCAAUUCCUUCUACUAUUACAGAGUGUCACUCUUUAAUUAAACUCGAUUUCAGUCGCAAUAGGCUUUCGGGCGCAAUACCGGAUAAACUAAAAGGCCUAAAUGAUCUUAUGCUUAUGGAUUUAAGCUUCAACCGUAUUCAAGGCCCAUUUCCAACAUCACUAAAAGGCUUAGGUUCACUACAGGCCUUAAUUCUCAAAGGAAACCCAAUGGACUCAACAAUAGUAGCCCACGAUGGAUUCGAUGGUAUGGACGGUUUAAUGAUUUUAAUUAUGUCGAAUACGAAUUUACACGGCCCAAUACCAGAAUCAUUGGGUAAAUUACCCAACCUCCGCGUGCUUCAUCUCGACGGGAACCACUUCAACGGGUCGAUCCCGAAAAACUUUCGAAAUUUAAAAAACUUAAGUGAGCUUAGGCUGAAUGAUAAUGGGCUAAUUGGGCCGGUUCCAUUUGAAAGGGAAAUGGUUUGGAGAAUGAAAAGGAAGCUAAAGUUGAACAACAAUUUGGGCCUUUGUUAUGAUCCAAGUAGUGGGCUUGGAGAUAGUGUGGGCUCUGAUUUUGGUAUUGGUUUGUGUGAGAGUUCAAGCCCAGGUUUGGUUAGGACAGUGCAACAUGUUUCAGACAUGAAAAACCCCAGCCCAAUGACAACAUCGUCGUCGAAAUCUGCAGUUACAAGCCCAUUGGGCCUAGCUACUUUUGUUCUCUAUAGUACUUUAAUUUUCUUGUAA